Messenger RNA from Linum trigynum, 1408 nucleotides. Lineage: Eukaryota; Viridiplantae; Streptophyta; Magnoliopsida; Malpighiales; Linaceae. The record is from the annotation of a GenBank genome assembly.
UUGUCAUGAUAUAUCAACUUGAAUUUAAGUAGAAAUUGUUUCCAGUUGGACCGCCGACGCUACGGUUUAGCCAACAAGAUAAUAAACUAAAUUUUUUUCUCUAAAAGAAAUGAGAAAAAAAUUAACUGAAGCCUGAUCAAAAUUUCAACGGGACAGUUGUUAGGUGAGUGGGCUUUGAACUAAAAUGAGCAGUGACGUCCAUCUGGCCUACCAAUGCAAGAAAACAUAUGGACUCCAAUCCAAUGGGCCUUCCCCCAUUAAAUUCUCCUUUACCGAAAGAAGACCGUUGCGGGUUGAGCCAACCAAAUGACGUGGCUCCACCGAGACGCUCCCGGUUUCUCUCUACCUUUUCUUAAUCUCCCAACCAAUCAAAAUAGAAUAAACAAUUUAAAUUUCCCCCCAAUUUGACCGUUGGGAAACAGAUCUCAAAACCCGCCCAAAACGUUCAAAACCACCCACACAGAAAGCGGAACCUUUCACUCCUCUCUACCUCUCUCUGUUUCUAUCUCUCUUUCUGCCCUUCCAAUCCCCACAUAAAAUCUUUCCAUGGCAGAAAACAGUGAAAACCCACCAUCGUCGUCAUCAUCAUCGAUCAUGGUUCCGAAGCCGCAGCACCCGCUCCACCAAAUUGCGGAAACCCCGACCCACAAGCUCUUGCUGAAGCAGUGGCUGAAGGAGGAAGAACUGAUCCUGAACAGAGUGUCUUUCAAGGAGUCCCAGAUUGACUCUGUUCGCCGGGAAAUCACGCAGCUAUACGUCUUCUUCUUCCUUUUCCACUCCAUUUCCUUGCUUCUCCUCUUCAACCACGCUUCUUCUGUUUCCUCUUCUUCUGCCUCGUGCAAACGAUCCUGGAUCCCCUCGCUCUCUUCGCUGCUCUGCUCGAUGGGGAUCGUGUGGGCGGUUCGGUACAAGACAGAUGUGGAAUCCCACAUGGAGAAGCUUCUGGAGAGGGAGAAGGAAGACGGGAAGCUGCUGGCGAAGUGCGUCGAGGAGUUGAAGAAGAAAGGUCUGGAAUUUGAUCUGUUGAAGGAAGUGGAUGCUUUGAGGAGGGCGAAGAGCUUGAGGGUGGAAUCCAAGGCCGUGAAGAAGUGGUCUGCGAGGGAUUUUGCGACUCUGUUUUUCUUUACCGUUUCGUGCCUAGUUCUCGGUUUAACUAGAGUAAUAUUGUGCAGCUAGAUUAUAAUUGGCUAAGGGAUUUCUCCCCGAUUUCUCUCCUGUUUUGGAGAAUGCUCUGUUUUUCCUUUUGUUUUAUUGGGAUGAUUUGUUUCAUUUUUUGGGAAGGAUGGUUCGAGGAAUUUAUGGGUAAAGGGGAGAUGAUUGGUUGCAGCGGAAUGCUCUGUUCUGCGUAUUAUUUUGUGUAAUGGCUUGGAAGGAUCCUGUAAUAAGAUAAUAAUGAGCUAAUCUUACA